Molecule: messenger RNA, 1174 nt
Organism: Oncorhynchus keta (chum salmon)
Lineage: Eukaryota; Metazoa; Chordata; Actinopteri; Salmoniformes; Salmonidae
Exons: 5
Coding region: 112-612 (166 amino acids)
Source: RefSeq, a predicted model, not a curated record
CAGUUACCUCUAUAUUAGGCAAGACUACUGUGGUUGGCCAUUUCCUGACAUCUUCCAUAGCAGAGCCUGACAUACUUUCUUCAGUGUUUUACUUCAUAUUUUGACUCAAAAAUGCUUCUACUGACGACAUUGGUUUUCUGGCUUGCUGGCAUAUGUGAUGGUGUGCAGAGACUGACCUGUCCUUAUGAUCUAAAGGACGGGGACCUCCCCAGGGUGUGGUGUAAGGAGACGUCCCCACAGUGCUGUUCAGGCUUCAGCUUCAGCAGGGAGAGCCAGUCUUUGGAUGCAGGAAGGCUGAAGGUGACUCAGGGUGUUGACUCCUUCAUUGUGGAUGUCCUGGGCCUGGCCCAGGGAGAGGGAAUGUAUUGGUGCGGUGUGCUGAGCAGCAAUAAAACCAUCAUCAAACUGGCUGAGGAGUACUUCUACAGCAGUUCCUACGUUUGGGACAUUCUUCGCUGGAUUCUGAUGCCUCUGCUCCCCAUGGCGAUCAUCUUUUCUUACUGUUACUUAAAAAGAAAAGAACAAAACAAGAAGGAGAUGGGAGUAUACAUGAACAUCACUAUGAUCUCAGAUCUGGCACAAAAUAAUCCACAUACUGAAGAAGAGAACUGAGCUGGAAUGAUGGCCAUUGCCAAAGGACACACCAAAUGCUAAAGGGGCUUUCAAUUCUAUGCUACAAAACGAGACAGCCAUUACAGCUUACCAAUAGUUUGUCGUAGCUUUCACGAUUUUCAUAAUGGAAAAAAAAGGUAUAUGCCAUCUGUGAAGAAAUACGUUUGCAUUUAUUAGGACGAGCCAAACACAGGUUCACAUCCAGUGAAAAUAUGGAAACAUUUCAUGGGAUGAAAAUAAAUAUCAAUCGACCUUUCUAUACAUUAUUUUCUUAUUGUACAACAUAAGCCUCAUGCGCCAAUUGGAAAUUUGCUCUUAGCAUUAUUUUUGCCUCAUGAACCACCCAUUGAAUGACAACAAUUGACAGACAAUGCAGCAGUACUUUAGAUUAAUGCAUAGUUUCAUAUUUUGAAAGAUACAUUUUGACAUUUUAAACCAACGAAUGUAAUCUAACGUGACAAGUAUAUAAUACAUCUAAAAGUCUGUUGUCCCGUCAGUUAAUAAACAUACCUUGUAACAUUGUCGAAAUAAAAGCUUCAUGUACUGUAUAUCAUUCCCGAAA